Messenger RNA from Durio zibethinus, 4093 nucleotides. RefSeq names its product DNA-directed RNA polymerase 1B, mitochondrial-like. Gene Ontology annotation, biological process: mitochondrial transcription. Lineage: Eukaryota; Viridiplantae; Streptophyta; Magnoliopsida; Malvales; Malvaceae. Gene Ontology annotation, cellular component: mitochondrial DNA-directed RNA polymerase complex. The record is from RefSeq and is a predicted model, not a curated record. Gene Ontology annotation, molecular function: DNA binding; DNA-directed RNA polymerase activity.
UUUUUAGGAGGGUUUAAAGGCGGCUACCUCCACCAACACUUUUCCCUUGCCAUUUCAUUCUCUUCUAGAUCUCAUCCCAUUCUUACUUCUCAAAUCUUUUGUUUCAUUCAUUUUUCCCCUAAAAAAUUUCCCACUUUUUCAUUUGUUUCGUAUGUUUUCUUAGAAAAAAAGAAAAGGAAAAGUCCUAGAGAAAGAUUUUCUUUUGCCUUGCCCAACAUUGUAUCUUUCAGCUUUGAAUUGGAGUCAUUUAUUAAAUACAAACACAACAUAGUUCAAGCAUGUGGAGACGCUUAGUUAAGCAAGCUUCCAAUAGACAAAAGUUUAAAUUUGUCCCUGAAUCAUAUACUUCCUCGCUUUCUUCAUGUUCUUCUACAGGAUUUUGUCAGGAUUCAGUUUUUAUCAAUAAAUUCAGUCCUUCCAUGGCCAAAAGAAAUGGCUUUUGUGGGUGCCCAGUUCUGGAUUUUCGCGAAAAUGGUGUCUUCUCUUUGCAAAAGCAUGGUUUGGGCAGAUCCAGUUUGUCUCAAUCAGGUAACUCUUUAAGUUUUUCUGGGAAAUUUUGGAAUUUGAAAGGGUAUGCAAGUACUGCUGAGGCUAUUAUUUCUACUGAAGAGGACCUUUCGGGGUCAGAAGAAAUCCAUGAAUUAAUGGGAGCAAUGAUCAGAGAAGAGAAGAAAGAGUCCUUUUCAAAGCAACCAAGGACGAUGGUAGGAGGAAUGGGGGUAGCAAAGUACUAUACGUUAAGGAGGAGGCAAAUAAAGAUCGAGACCGAGGCAUGGGAAGCGGCAGCUAAAGAGUACCAAGAAUUACUAGCAGAUAUGUGUGAGCAAAAACUUGCUCCGAAUUUGCCUUAUAUUAAAUCAUUGUUUCUUGGUUGGUUUGAGCCUUUGAGAGAUUCUAUUGCUGCUGAGCAAGAGUUGUGCAAGGAAAAUUUCAAGAUAAGUCAUGCUGCUUAUUUUAGCGAGUUGUCAGCGGAUAUGAUGGCGGUAGUUACCAUGCACAAAUUAAUGGGGUUGUUGAUGACUAGUAGUGGUGGAAUUGGGGGUAUUAGGGUCGUCCAUGCUGCUUGCCAGAUUGGUGAAGCCAUUGAACAUGAGGCCAGGAUACAGAAGUUCUUGGAUAAGACACAGAAAAAGAAAACAAAAGAUAAAAAACCUGAUAUUGAAUCUGAACCUGUGACCAAUGAACAAGAGAAACCGGACAAAGACCAGGAAAAGCUGAGGAAAAAGGUGACUCAAUUGAUGAAAAAGCAAAAGGUGCAUCAGGUGAGAGAAAUAGUGAAGGAGCAGGAUACUACAAAGCCAUGGGGUCAGGAGGCACAAGUUAAGGUUGGCUGCCGUCUGAUUCAGUUAUUGAUGGAAAAAGCCUACAUACAACCACCAGUUGAUCAGUUAGGAGAUGGCCCACCUGAUAUUCGCCCUGCAUUUAUACAUGCUCUAAAAACUGUCAGCAAAGAUGGAAACAAAGGCAGUAGGAGAUAUGGUGUUAUUGAAUGUGAUCCACUAGUUCGCAAAGGACUUGAGAAAACUGCUAGGCACAUGGUCAUUCCUUAUAUGCCAAUGCUAGUGCCCCCUCAAAACUGGACAGGGUAUGACCGAGGUGCAUAUUUGUUUUUACCAUCAUAUGUCAUGCGGACGCAUGGAGCAAAACAACAACGCGAAACUGUUAAAAGAACACCAAAGACACAAUUAGUGCAUGUUUUUGAGGCUCUUGACACACUAGGAAAUACCAAAUGGAGGAUAAAUAAAAGGGUUCUUGGUGUAGUAGACAGAAUAUGGGCUAAUGGUGGCCGUAUCGCAGACUUGGUUGACCGUGAAGAUGUUCCUCUGCCUGAGGAGCCAGACACUGAAGAUGAAGCAGAAAUUCGGAAAUGGAAGUGGAAGGUAAAAGCUGUCAAAAAGGAGAAUAAUGAAAGGCAUUCACAGCGGUGUGAUGUUGAACUUAAACUUGCUGUGGCUCGACAAAUGAAGUAUGAGGAUGGCUUCUACUACCCUCACAACCUUGAUUUUCGAGGCCGAGCAUACCCUAUGCAUCCAUAUCUAAAUCAUCUCGGCUCUGAUCUAUGUCGAGGUGUCUUGGAGUUUGCAGAGGGACGCCCCCUUGGGAAGUCAGGCUUACGCUGGCUGAAGAUACAUUUGGCAAAUUUAUAUGCUGGAGGGGUGGACAAGUUGCCCUAUGAGGGUCGAAUAGCUUUUACAGAGAAUCAUUUGGAUGAUAUCUUUGAUUCAGCAGACAGAUCUCUUGAAGGAAGGCGCUGGUGGUUGAGUGCAGAGGACCCUUUCCAAUGCUUGGCAGCAUGUAUUAAUCUCUCUGAAGCAAUGCGAAGCUCCACUCCAGAGAAUACCAUUUCGCAUAUGCCUGUCCACCAGGAUGGUUCGUGCAAUGGUUUACAACACUAUGCUGCCCUGGGAAGGGAUAAGUUGGGAGCAGCUGCAGUGAAUCUUGUUGCAGGAGACAAACCAGCUGACGUCUAUUCAGGAAUUGCUGCCCGAGUUCUUGAUAUUAUGAGGCAAGAUGCAGAGGAAGAUACUGCAGCAAAUCCUAAUGCGUUACAUGCUCGGCUUUUAAUCAAUCAGGUUGACCGGAAAUUAGUGAAGCAGACUGUGAUGACCUCUGUGUAUGGUGUUACUUAUAUUGGUGCACGUGACCAGAUCAAGAGAAGGUUGAAGGAGCGAUGUGUUACUGCAGACGAUGCAGAGCUUUUUAUUGCAUCUUGCUAUGCAGCAAGAACCACCUUGACUGCCCUGGGAGAGAUGUUUCAAGCUGCAAGAAGUAUCAUGGGUUGGCUUGGUGAAUGUGCAAAGGUUAUAGCUUCUGAGAAUCAGCCAGUGCGUUGGGUUACUCCACUUGGUCUUCCAGUUGUACAGCCUUACCGGCAAUUAGGACGGCAUCUUAUAAGAACUUCCCUUCAGGUGUUGACUCUACAACGAGAAACUGACAAGGUCAUGGUUAAGCGGCAGAGAACAGCAUUUCCCCCAAAUUUUGUUCACUCCCUUGAUGGCUCCCAUAUGAUGAUGACUGCUGUUGCCUGUAAAAAGGCAGGCUUGAAUUUUGCAGGGGUCCAUGAUUCAUACUGGACGCAUGCAUGUGAUGUUGAUGAAAUGAACAGGAUACUAAGAGAAAAGUUUGUUGAACUCUAUGAGGCACCAAUACUAGAGAAUUUGUUGGAAAGCUUUCAGAAGUCCUUCCCUUCACUGAACUUUCCGCCCUUGCCAGAGCGGGGAGACUUUGAUCUCAGAGAGGUUCUGGAAUCUCCCUAUUUCUUCAACUAGCCUGAUCCAGAUGCCAUUGACUGUUUUCUUCAUCAAAUUCCUCUUAUAUGUCAUCGAGCAACAUAUAAUGGCAAUCAUAUAUUCUUUCACCAAGGGCAUGAGAUUGUGAAGAGGCAAGCUCUUUUAGCAGCACCCUAUUAAGGUCAGAAGAGAAUAAUAUCUCAAGAGUAGGGUGCCAACAACAAUCAUUGCCCCGUGGGUACUUAGUGUACAUAUGUUAUACAAAAUAAACAGUUACUUAUUGCCCCACGUUUGAAGUUGGGGCGUUGAUCCACCAUUUAUAUUAAAGGAUUUGAAGAAAUAAAUGGCGAAGAACAGCUCUAACAGUCUUGAAGCAAGGCAGUUUGGUGUGAGCUGUACACAACUGGUUGAGGAAGCGAUCCAGACCAUGGAAACUUCAACUAAGCAUGUGGAUCAUCAGUCUUUUAGCAAGCAAUCAUUAGCAGGCAUGGAAGAAGCAGGUGUUUCCAUUGUUGGCCUGGCUCACGGAAGUUAUUCCAGGGAUCCUUUGUGUGUGUUCUUCGUUCUGUAUUUCAUGUUCAUCAGCUGACAGAGUUUCCAAGAAGUGUAUAAACUCUGAAUGCUUUGCUGUUCCUUGAAUUACAACAAAGUUUCUUCUUUUAGUAAAAUGGUUAAAAUUAAUUAAUUUAUUUUUUCCGAUUAAAAAUUAAAAACUUUCAAUAUUAAUUUUUUUAUUAAUCAACAAAUAUUUUUGCAAUUUUUUUGCUAACACUUCUUACGUUCUAAUCUAUUUGUAUCUUUUACUUUCAAAUAAAAAUAAAUCAGAUGUAGCAGAUGUUAAGCAAUCAAAAUCUAGAGUAAAU